Molecule: messenger RNA, 165 nt
Organism: Debaryomyces hansenii CBS767
Lineage: Eukaryota; Fungi; Ascomycota; Pichiomycetes; Serinales; Debaryomycetaceae
Product: DEHA2D19118p
Exons: 1
Coding region: 1-165 (54 amino acids)
Source: RefSeq, a predicted model, not a curated record
AUGACCGAAUACAGUCAUCUUCACAUCAACAUGACAUUCAAGUGCAGAAGUAUUCCAUAUGGUUAUGAAUAUACAAACAACUACAGGGCGCAAAUAUCUUGUUUACGUGGUGAACUUGGUUAUAACUUUGUGGUCUCUCUUAUUACGAUUACGAUUGACACAUAG